ACAUCAAAACACAUUAGAGUCAUCUCCAGCGGGAAGGAAGAUGAGCAUGGAAACUAUUGUUCUUCAGUCUCCAUGGAGAAAGAAACAACAGCAGAGGUGAUGCAGUAGGAGGGGUGGACCCAAAGUAAAGAGACAAAUCAGUUGUAAGAUAAGAAGCUUUGGCCAGUCAGCUGAAGCUGUUCUGCAGCUUCUCCUCUCCGGUGAUGGAAACCUUGGUGGGAACUGAGCUUUGCUUUCCACAACUCAUCAACACCUCCUGCAGAAAGCCAAUUCGUCCUCACUUAGAAGCAAUGUUGAUUUACAUUUUGUUGUCCUCCAUCUCUCUGCUCACUCUAGCUCUCAACCUGCUGGUCAUUAUCUCCAUCUCCCACUUCAAGCAGCUCCACACCCCCACCAACCUCAUCCUCCUCUCUCUGGCCGUCUCAGAUUUCUUCGUGGGCCUCUUCGUAAUCUUUCAAAUAAUGAUAAUAGAGGGCUGCUGGUUGCUCGGUGAUCUCAUGUGUUCUCUUUGGUUGAUUCUAUCAUCUAUUAUUAUGUCAUCCUCAAUUGGAACCAUGGUGCUCAUAUCAGUGGAUCGAUAUGUGGCUAUUUGUUAUCCUCUGCAUUACUUCACCAAAGUCAAACCAAAAAGAAUUCGAGUCUGUGUUUGUCUGUGUUGGAUGUUUGCUGCUUUAUUUAACAGUCUGCUGCUGAAGAAUAACCUGCAACAUCCAGGCAGGUAUAACUCCUGCAUAGGAGAGUGUGUCAUUGAAAUGAACUACAUCGCUAAUGUUUUUGAUCUAAUUCUUUCAUUCUUUUUUCCCAUUACUGUUAUUGUCAUUCUAUAUAUUAGAAUAUUUGGGGUGGUUGUGUAUCAGGCUCGUGCCAUGCGGCCUCACAUUGCAGUUGUGACAAUGAAAGUAGCCGUUAAAAAGUCUGAAAUGAAAGCAGCCAGGAAUCUCGGUGUUGUUGUAGUUGUGUUUCUGAUAUGUGUUUGUCCGUAUUAUUGUUUCACUCUUACAUCCCAAAAUAACUUGUACACAUCUUUAUCUGUAACCAUCCUAGUAUGGUUGUUUCAGUUUAACUCCUGUCUCAACCCUCUGAUCUAUGCCACUCUCUACCCCUGGUUCAGAAAAUCAAUUAAGGUCAUUGUUACACUUCAGAUACUGAAGCCUGGUUCCUAUCGGACCAACAUGCUUUAGAGACACCCUGCAUGGGUCUAAAUUUAUACCUUUAGCCUGAACAGUAUAUGCAAAAUUGCAUUUAUCCUGCAGCUAACAUUUCCCCUUUUCACCUUGUACAUUAUGAACUUAUCCGGUGUGGAAGGUGAAAGCACAAGUAGAUCCUUAAAGACGAGCAAAGCAUCUGUAAAAUGUAAAAAAAAAAUCGAAUGGAAUAGAUUUUGCUUUCGAAUUAAGUGACAAUUGUUGCACGGGAUACAAUGUUAUUUUUUUCAUUUGAUGACUUUAAUCCGGAAUAACC
Messenger RNA from Gasterosteus aculeatus aculeatus (three-spined stickleback), 1461 nucleotides. RefSeq names its product trace amine-associated receptor 13c-like. NCBI's taxonomy places the organism in Eukaryota, Metazoa, Chordata, Actinopteri, Perciformes, Gasterosteidae. Gene Ontology annotation, cellular component: membrane. Gene Ontology annotation, molecular function: trace-amine receptor activity. Gene Ontology annotation, biological process: G protein-coupled receptor signaling pathway. The record is from RefSeq and is a predicted model, not a curated record.